Messenger RNA from Phycomyces blakesleeanus NRRL 1555(-), 1443 nucleotides. RefSeq lists its product as hypothetical. The record is from RefSeq and is a predicted model, not a curated record. NCBI's taxonomy places the organism in Eukaryota, Fungi, Mucoromycota, Mucoromycetes, Mucorales, Phycomycetaceae. The transcript is spliced from 5 exons. Gene Ontology annotation, biological process: intracellular protein transport; activation of GTPase activity. Gene Ontology annotation, molecular function: GTPase activator activity. The coding region runs from base 1 to 1443 and encodes 480 amino acids.
AUGGAAUCUUCUUACAAAGAAAGAUUAAAAUACUUUCAACGGACUUUGAGUGUCGAGCCAGAGUCAGAAGAUGAAGAAGCAUGGACACCAGUCAUUGACAUGAAGGCAUUCCAAGAAGCUUGUCUUUAUGGUAUUCCUGAUGAGGUUGGAGUACGACCUAUUGCCUGGAAAGUACUUUUAGGCUACCUUCCACCCGAUAAACGCAUGUGGCAAAGUACUCUUUCUAAUCAGAGACUAUGCUACUAUAACCUGGUAAGAGAUCUUUUGGAAGAACCAGGUGGAGAACCUCCCUCAAGAGACCAUCCACUCUGUGGAGAUCCUUCUUCAAAAUGGGCUACCUAUUUCCACGACAACACCUUUUUGGACCAAAUCGACAAGGAUAUUCGACGCACCCUGCCAGACUUUGCGUUUUUUCAACUCCAUGUCCCUCAAAACCCACAGAAUCCCUUAUCAGCCCCGCCGCGUCCCGAGAAAGAAGACGAUUUUCAAAAGACAGAGUUAGAGAUAGGAGAUCUUUUGGGGCCUGACCGUCCCAUGUCUGCCCAUCGUUUUUCUUUUGGAUUAAUGGGACGUCCACGCUCAUCUUCAGCUGCCUCUAAAAAGUCGCCAAAGACGACGACAGUUGAUACCAGAGCUCGUUCUAAUUCCAAGAGCUCCCUUCGAUCCUUCUCUUCAAGUAACUUUGGAGACAUGAAUGCCGACAAACUCUCAGCUCCUCGUAGUAUUGUCAGGAAAUUGUCAUCAGCCUUCAAGUCAGGCUCAAACCAAAUGACCCAAAAAUCAAAGAAACUCGAACCACCCCCAAAACCUACUCUAUGUCCAUAUAUCACAAACCGUCGUACAUUGUUCAAACGUGUCGUUCAUCUGAACAACGAAUUCGGUAUACAGGACCACUCCGAGACAGUGAAACAAAUGACACUCAUUGGCGAUAUUUACACACCUGACUUCCACUGGGAAGCUAUCGAACGUCUUUUAUUCAUUUAUGCCAAACUUAAUCCAGGUGUUGGCUAUGUUCAAGGCAUGAAUGAACUCUUGGCUCCCAUUUAUUACGUCUUUUCCAAAGAUCCCAAUAUAGACGAACAAGCCCAUGCAGAAGCAGAUGCUUUCUUUGUGUUUACGAAUCUUAUGUCCGACGUUCGCGAUCAUUUUGUUCGCUCACUCGAUCAUGAUAGCAACACUGGAAUUAAUGCAACCAUGAUGCGCAUGAGCCAACGCUUCAAGUGGGUUGACCAAGCUCUCUGGAGAGACUUGAACAGAAAAGAUGUAAAGGAGCAAUAUUAUGCAUUCCGUUGGAUCACUGUUUUGUGCUCACAGGAGUGGGACCUACCCGACGUUAUCCGUUUGUGGGACUCUAUCCUUGCUGAUCGUAAUCGACAAGAUAGCAAUCUAGAUGACUCUAGAUUUGAAUUUCUGUUAGAUUUUUCAGUUGCUAUGCUCACGUAA